AUGCAGAACCUGAAACGAAAACGCUCCCGUUUGGCCUGCAAGCCUUGUCGGGAGCGAAAAAGGAGAUGUGACGGGGCUGACCCCUGUGUCACUUGCACUGAAUGGGGCUACGAGUGCUCCUAUGAUGCUCGACGAAGGAAGUCUCGAACUACCAAGCAGCCCACACCAGAUGCCGAGCCCGAGCCUCAAUCAUCUCCACAAACUGUUACAGGGCCAAGCACUGUUGAAUCAGAUCAUUUAGACCUAGUUCGUCGCCUAGAGGCCAAUUCCGGCGCGGCCUUCGUAAGGAAACUUGGUCUAAAGAUUGACCCAGCGAAGGCACCGAAGCUCAACCUGUUUGGAUGGAAUAUUGGAGCUCGGCAACUCUCGGCUCAAAUCCUUCCACCGUCCGCAUUGCCAAUUAUUGAGAUCACCUCGCUUGAACACAUGAAAGCCCUGGCCCAGGUUUAUUUCGAUAAGGUGAAUCCCUGCUACGGGUUUAUCGAUCGGCGCCUUUUCUUCGAGCGAUUAGACGCACGUUGGCAAUCGCCCCUAACACCGGACGUAUACGAUAGCGUCCGAUGUGGAGUCGCUGCCCUUGGAUGCUUAUUUUCCCAAAGAAAUGCCACGAUCACAGAACUACUCCUAGUUCGCACAGCCGCCGCCUGCUUGGAUAUGUACCAUCUGUGCGGUCCUCCAUCCAUAGAUCUCCUGAUCGGAUGGGCGCUGCGAUCCGUUUACCUUCGGCUAACAGACUCCCCGUACUCUACUUGGAUAGCCAGCUCGACCCUCAUGCACCUGCUCGAGGCCGCGGGGCUCCACCCGGAGCCACCCUGUGACUCAGUCCUUCCCCACCGUGCGCAGUGUGAUUCGGACAUUAGGGCACGACUGGUUGGAGUUGCACAUCACUUAAAUAUGUGGACUUCAUAUGAUCUGGGUCUGUCACGAGUAUCGUUUCAGACAAACGAUUUGCCGUUACCCCCAUCGCCCAAAGCCGGGGAUUAUGCAGACGAGGUCCUAGGUCUUCUAUCCGUGUCAGUUAGUUUAGACCCGGGAAGGUCAAAAGAUGAGACGGAUCUCACUUCGACACUCUCCAAGCUCCUGGACAGGACCUACACCCAUCAGCCAUCAGUUCUCACCCAAUGCAAUCUUGUGCUUUGCAUGCUUCGACGAAUCCAUACUCAGAACCUUGAUAUUUCCCCUGACUUAGCGGACAAGAUCCUAGCGUUAUUGCAUAACGGACUUGGCUGUGCACGGAGUAUGGUCCUCGACUGCAUGCCAUGGCACCAGGUUGCGAAUGUGCCAUUUCAAAUCAUCUGUGUCCUUCUCACGAUGGAUACGCGGUCAUCACUAGCCAUGCUUCCGGAAGCAAUGCAGACCCUAAGCUUGGUUGCUUCUACUUACGACACGGAAACGACGAGAGAGGCAUACAAUACAGCCUGCUUGUUGGUUUUGCUACAUCAACGACGCAGGAAGGACGACAUAGCCAUUCUUGGGCAGGCUCUCAACGUCCACCAGCAGGAAAGGCAAUUCGAGAAUCUGCCGCAAUUAAAUUGCAGUUUUGAGGAAUAUUCCUGGCUUGGGGCGCUCGUCGCUGAUUUGCAUGGCUUGCAGAGAGUUGACCUUGACCAGUUUCUGAACACAGAUAUGACGGAUGGUUCUCAAUUAACCUGA
Aspergillus pseudoviridinutans is the source of this 1653-nucleotide messenger RNA. RefSeq lists its product as uncharacterized. The transcript has a single exon. Lineage: Eukaryota; Fungi; Ascomycota; Eurotiomycetes; Eurotiales; Aspergillaceae. Gene Ontology annotation, molecular function: zinc ion binding; DNA-binding transcription factor activity, RNA polymerase II-specific. Gene Ontology annotation, biological process: response to xenobiotic stimulus; regulation of DNA-templated transcription. The record is from RefSeq and is a predicted model, not a curated record. The coding region runs from base 1 to 1653 and encodes 550 amino acids.